GGCUACCAAAAGGCGCAAACUAAAAGGAAACCAUUACUCAACCAACACGUUCUGUCAGUAUUUCAUAAGAUCGUGCUCGCAAUUCUCAUCUUCGCCCCCCUUCUUGUCUGGUUUGCAUCCAUUGACAGCAUAGAUGCACGGUCGCACUCGAUGUGCAGCUACCGAAAUCGCCUUACCAACCGCCCUGAAAACCAAACACCCCUCUUCCCAGAUUUCGACCAUGUCUCAGGCCUAAAUGGUACAGCGACAAGCGCCAUAGGCCAUUCAAUUCCACUCAAUGACAUUUUCUCCAAAUUCUACACCGUCAACAUGGUCUUUGGGAAUUACUCCUUCACCGUAGCCAAGGCGAUUGACAUUGUAUGGGACAUUAUUGUCGGGCGCGGCGGACAGGCGCUUCUCUUGUAUGUGCUCUCGCGCAUUCUUUGUGAGGUUCUGCAUAUGCUGCUGGAAAAAGACUCAAUGGCGUACGAUACCUUUGCGUCGCUAUCGCUUAGUGGUCCUACUGCCUGGGGGCUCUGGAUGCUCGGCCGCGAUGUGUUUUCCACCGCCCAGAGGAAAAAAGCAUGGUUCGUCUCUAUGGGCGUAUCUUUGCUGUGGGUGCUGUUUUUCCCGACUGUGAUGAGUUCCAUGGCGGGGUACAUUGCUUUGAGCGAGCCAUAUGUUUAAGCUGGAAGAUAAAGGCCUCAUGCCGUGGUACGAUUUUACCCUACGCUGGUCAGAACAUCCGGCUGCGCGUGUAGCAGAUGGAGAUCGUAUUGGGCUGCAACCUAAUCAGGUUAUUUUCAAAUCGGAUGGUGAGCAGAUUUAUAAGGCUCUUCAGAACUACACAUAAUUUCUCUACUACUGCC
Aspergillus glaucus CBS 516.65 is the source of this 848-nucleotide messenger RNA. RefSeq lists its product as uncharacterized. The record is from RefSeq and is a predicted model, not a curated record. The transcript is spliced from 2 exons. The coding region runs from base 151 to 666 and encodes 171 amino acids. Lineage: Eukaryota; Fungi; Ascomycota; Eurotiomycetes; Eurotiales; Aspergillaceae.